This is a messenger RNA of Prorocentrum cordatum, 1810 nucleotides long. NCBI's taxonomy places the organism in Eukaryota, Dinophyceae, Prorocentrales, Prorocentraceae. The record is from the annotation of a GenBank genome assembly.
AGGCUCGAGCGCAAGCGACAAAGCGCAGGCGCUCGGUGACCCAAACCGGAGCCAGAGAGGCCGACACGGCGGCGUCUCUGCAGCACGCGACCACUGUUGCACGAUGAUGUCGGCCUUGCGGGCCCCUGUCCCCGCCAGCGCCGCACUCCAGGAUGCCUACCCCAUGAGUUUCGACCAGGCGGGCGUCCCCGCUGUCGUGACCCCCGAGAGCUUCGGCGCCAGCUAUGGGGCCCCGACGCCCGCCGCGUGGCUGCACGCGGGCGAGUUCCCGCAUGAGCCGAUGCGGGUGCGCCUGGUCGGCGUCGGGCUCCCCUUGCCGCGCGAGGAGGAGGUCCCGUGGCCGGCGCGCCUGGCGCAGACUGCGGGCUCGGGCUCCGAGCACGGCAACAGCAGCUCCGAGCGCCCGUUCGAGCCGCGGACGCGCGCGCAGAGGCGUCGGAUGCAGCGCCGGAUGCAGAAGGAGUUCGGCCGGAAGGAGGCGGCGUCGGCCGACCCGCCACAGGCCUCCGCGGCUGCGGACGGCCCUCCGGGUGUGUUCGCCCAGCCGGCCAUGGCGGCCCACGUCGUCUGAUCUGCUCGGGCGCAGGGCCAGACAGCGUAGGCCCGUGUGCUGUGGACCAGCAGCAUCUCAGAGGAUCGGAAGGCCAGGGGGGGGGGGCGUCGUGGAGGGAGAGGAGGACUGCAGACGGGCCGAGGAUGAGUGGCGAAGACCUCUCUCUCUCUCUCUCCGGCUAAGCCACGAGCGGCCAAGACCAUGUGCAUGAGGAGUGGCCAAGACCAUCUUCAGAGCCACUGACCACGACCACGAGGUGAUCAGUGCGCAGCAGCCGUGCCCAAGGGCGGUGGUCGUUCUGUUCCGGCCCAGUGCUGCACGGAGCGACCAUGAGGGGAGCACGAGGCCUCGGGCCCAGAGGAUGGUCGGGAGGGCGCUGCGGGAGGUGCGAUGCGGCAAUGACGGGCAGGUCUAGUCCCGUGUGCCCUUGUCUGCCUUUGCGCCCGCUAUUUCUUGGCCCGGCGGACUGCCGGGCCUGGCGGCCGUGUUCGAGGCCUGCAAUAGUUUUCAAUUUGCUUGCCAAGGCAGUCCGUUUAAGUUAUACUUGUGAAGUCGUUAUAAUUUCAUUCGAAACGGGGGUACCGUCACGGGUACCGUCGCGAUGCUGGUUCGAUUUGUCGCCACAGCAGGCAAGAGACGGAUGCGUACGCAUGUUUCGCCUGUCGCUGGCACACUUGUACGCAAGAUCAGCCCGUGCACUGUCAUGCAAAUCGGUGCGGAUCGUGUGGACGAUCUCGGCUUACUCAGGAGAGCAUGAUAUUUGGAUUCCUUCCUCGUCGAUUCCUCCUCCUCCGCCUCCCCGAGUGGCCCCCUGCCCGCCGACACGGGGGCACAGGUAGGACCCAGGUGCGAAGUUUAUCUGCAGGUGCUGCUGAUAGAGAGAGCAGCGACCCAGCGGCCAUAUAGUUGUGCUGGGUCUGCCCCUCGCGCGAAAUCAAUGGCAUUUUCUUCCCAAGGCCACCUGGUUGAUUUCAGAGUUCUUGUAAGGCUCAUCGUAGCUCACUGAUUGCGGCAAGUGCGGCCGUUUUGCUGAGUCGAAUCCGAGGCAGCGCACCAAAGAAUGUCCAUGGACCCUCCUCAUUUGCAAGAGGUGCCCCAAACGCGGCCGUUGGCCUCCCGUUCUGCACGAACGCCCGAAAGCCAUCCCCACGUACCGGCGCUUGAAGCAGCAGACGGGCUCGCGGAGGCAGGCGCCACCCCACCACCAGCUCCGAAGAGGGCAGGGCAGGGCGGGGCCAGAAUCCACUGAAGGACCCC